GUUUUGUUAAUGUGUCCUUGUUUGUAUGACAGUAAUUACACUGUUUUCAGUUUAUGCGUGGACAUGGAUAUUUUCAUCAUACGUGGACUAAUAACUUUUAUUAAACGUUAAACAAAACAUUUUCGUUUUGUGUGUAAACGACUCUCUGUAAGGAAGCAGUAAAACAACAACUUCCGGUGGCAGCUGUUGCUGUAAAGAUGGCGGACACGUGUGGUCAAGUCAUUUUGGGAUCCGGGCUUACUGUCCUUUCCCAUCCUUUGAUGUACAUUAAAGUCUUGGUUCAGGUGGGACACGAGCCACUCCCUCCUACCCUGGGGCGGAAUUUAUUUGGCAGACAAGUCUACCAGUUACCUGGACUGUUUGCUUAUGCCAAACACAUCAUCAAGAUUGAUGGAAAAGUUGGUCUCUUCAAGGGGCUCGGGCCAAGGCUUUGUGCUGGGACCCUCGGCACUGUUGUGCACAGUAAAAUAGUGCAGAAAUGUCAUGAACAUGGGACACUUGAGUUUCAGAAGAUUACUUUUACUGAACCUGUACUGUCUACUAUUGGGCAUAGUGAGGUGAUGGCAUUUGUGGGACACCAGCAGAAGAUUGGUGAUGGCUCCAUACAAAAUGUUGUUAAUGAGACAACCAAAGAGAUGAUAGCUCGUUCCUGUGCCACCAUAGUUACACAUCCGUUUCAUGUGAUCACACUGCGAUGUAUGGUGCAGUUUAUUGGAAGAGAGAUCAAAUACAGCGGAGUCUUCGAUUCCAUCACCACCAUCUACAGAGAAGAGGGAAUUCUGGGCUUCUUCACUGGAUUGAUUCCUCGACUACUUGGAGACGUCUUAGCUCUGUGGAUUUGUAACAUGCUGGCUCACUUCAUCAACACAUACGCAAUUGAUGAUUCGAUGAGUCACACAGGAGAACUCAAGAACUGCUUCCAGGCUGUCACAGGGUUCUUUGCAAGCAUGCUGACAUACCCUUUUGUAUUGGUAUCAAACCUCAUGGCUGUCAAUAAUUGCGGGCUGGCUGGAGGGCGUCCUCCGUAUGCAUCAGUAUAUCCUACCUGGGUGCACUGCUGGAGUCACCUGAGCCGAGAGGGCAACAUGAGCAGAGGAAACAGUUUAUUCUUCCGGAAACUUCCAGCAGGAAAGACGUAUGCAAUUAACCAGAAAAGAUUUUAUUAAGAACAGUAACAAUACAAAAACAAAUAUGUCUGAUGUGGGGGAAAUUACUGUUAGUGUGUCAGUCAUCAUGUGUGCGCUGAUCCAUGUUUUAAACAUUAUCAUGAUCUUGUUCAUUGAAAAAGAACCAAGUUUUAGUGUUUGUGUCAAAGAAAACGGCAGUUGUUAGGCAGUGACGCGACAUGGAUGGACCAAGUCAUUUCAACAAUGCUAAUGUUCUGACUACUAAAUGUCAUCUCCCCCAUGAUCUUCUUUCAAACACUUCAGUUAACAUGUGAUGAUGUCUGACAUGAUAAUUGCUUAUUAUUCAUAUUAUUAUUGUUGUUAUUGUGGAAUGAGCUUGGUCAAAGAACAGACCAUUCUUUCUAUGACACUCGUCUAAUACUUACAUCUCUUUCCAAUAGAAAUAAAGGUGUUUUUUUUGUCCUUA
Messenger RNA from Nerophis ophidion (straightnose pipefish), 1593 nucleotides. It is a transcript of the gene mtch2, whose product is annotated as mitochondrial carrier homolog 2. Lineage: Eukaryota; Metazoa; Chordata; Actinopteri; Syngnathiformes; Syngnathidae. The record is from RefSeq and is a predicted model, not a curated record. Gene Ontology annotation, cellular component: mitochondrion; membrane. Bases 198 to 1166 code for a protein of 322 amino acids. The transcript is spliced from 14 exons. Gene Ontology annotation, biological process: positive regulation of apoptotic process.